UCUGUGUGACAUUUCACGUGUUGAUUUCGGGAAUUCCCCGAAAAUGGCCGAAAUGUCAACUAGUUUGCUACCCAACCAAACAAUGGGAUUUUCGUGGCAUCUUUUCUAGAUUGAUUUUCUCGUAGUUUUUCCGUGUAAUUGUGUUAAUUUCCCACCUUGUUUGCCCCUAGGUAGCCUGUAGAAUUAUUUGUGAGUGUUGAAAUAGAAAAAUUUUGUGGGAAAAGUGUGAAAAAUGCUCCCAAAGAGACACCGUGAUUCGGAUGAAAGUGAUGAUGAAAAUAUUUUGCAGAGAACAGAUGAGGAUCUCUCUGUGAAUCAAGUGGAGAUAAAUACACAGAUUCCCGUGUUUACACGUCCAACAGAUAGACCGCAGGAGAAGUGCAUUUAUGAGAGUCUGGAUUAUGAGGUGAUUGAGAAUGAUUUGUGGCAUGAGGAGCGUGAAAAGAGACCACAGAGCUUUGAAAUGUGGAAGGAUUUCUUCAGGUGGCUAAUCUUCAUCUCCAUCGGCGUCUCCACGGCCCUCGUUGCAUGCCUCAUCAACAUUCUCAUUGAAGAGUUCUCAGAUCUCAAGUACAACUUCCUAAAGCACUCUGUUGACAGUAAUGUGAUAAAUGGAGAUCUUGCUAUUCCCUACCUCUUUUGGAUGCUUCUCAACAUCAUUCCCGUACUCAUUGGAUCGGUUCUCGUGACGUACGUGGAACCAAUAGCCGGUGGUAGUGGCAUUCCGCAGGUAAAGUGCUACCUCAAUGGUGUAAAAAUUCCCCGAUUGAUUCGCAUCAAAACACUGGCGGUUAAAGUUGUGGGAGUCGCAACGAGUGUCAUUGGGGGCUUAGCUGGUGGCAAGGAGGGCCCAAUGAUUCAUUCUGGGGCCAUUAUUGCUGCUGGAAUAUCCCAGGGGAAGAGUACAACGUUCAACAAGGACUUUGGGGUUCUCCGCUACUUCCGUGAUGAUCACGAGAAGAGGGAUUUCGUCGUUGGUGGAGCUGCAGCGGGUGUGGCGGCAGCUUUUGGAGCUCCCUUUGGGGGUGUUAUCUUCUCCCUGGAAGAAGUGGCGAGUUUCUGGAAUCAAUUACUCAUUUGGCGCACAAUGGUAGCUUCCGUGAUCAGUUCAUUCGUCCUCAAUAUUGUCUUGUCCGCUUACUACGGCCAAUCGAGUUUGGUCUAUCCGGGUCUCUUUAAUUUAGGCAAAUUCGAACCACUACCCUUCACCUACCUCGAAUUGCCCAUUUUUGUCUGUAUGGGUGUAAUUGGGGGCCUCCAGGGGGCACUGUGGAACUUUGUCAACAUCAAACUCUACAUUUUCCGCACAAAAUACGUCACGAAGAAGUGGGAAAAGGUGCUCGAUGCAUUGUUUAUUGCAGCACUCAGUGCCACCUUUGGGUCCAUCCUCAUGUACUCGCUGAAUGACUGCAAACCCCUGGGGAAUGAUCCCAUCAAGUACCCAGUGCAGCUCUUCUGCGAAGACAAUGAAUACAAUGCCGUGGCAGCAUUGUGGUUUCAAACUCCGGAAGCUAGCGUAAAGAGCCUCUUCCAUGACCCACCGGGAUCUCACAAAAUCCUCUCUUUGGCACUCUUUGUGCUCGUCUACUAUCCCCUCUCGUGCCUCACUUUUGGCCUCAAUGUCUCCCUCGGUAUCUUCAUCCCAAUGCUCCUUGUGGGAGCUGGCUGGGGACGUCUCACCGGGAUGACAAUCACCUCCAUCUUUCCCACAAUGAAUCUCCAUCCGGGAAAGUAUGCCCUUAUUGGGGCUGCAGCUCAACUUGGUGGUGUCUUGAGGAUGACAAUAAGUCUCAGUGUGAUUCUCAUUGAAUCCACGGGGAAUAUUUCCUUCGCUUUCCCACUCAUUGUCACCUUGAUCACUGCCAAAUGGGUGGGAGAUUACUUCAAUGAGGGAAUUUAUGAUACACAAAUAGCUGUCUGGCGUGUUCCAAUGCUCCCCUGGUCACUGGAGCCCAUGUUUCAGAAGCUCAAUGCCUACAACAUCAUGAAUACACCCGUGGUGACGAUAAAGUUGCGUGCAAAGGCAAAAUACAUCUAUGAUAUCCUCAAGAAUAAUCACUACAACGGGUUCCCUGUUGUGGAUGACAAUGGGUGCCUCCGGGGGCUUAUCCUGCGAUGGCAACUCGUGGUAAUUCUCACACAGAAGCUCUUUGUGGAGAAGAAGAGAUUCUGGGAGAAGGAUGUUUCCAUUGAAACAUUCCGGAAGGAAUAUCCACGAUAUCCCUCAAUAUCGGAUGUAAAACUCCAUAUGGAUAAAAGAGACUACACAGUUGAUCUUAAGAUGUUCAUGAAACCAUCACCACACUCCAUCACAAAGGAUACGUCUGUUCCGAGGAUUUUUCAACUUUUCCGUGCCCUGGGACUUCGUCAUUUGCCCGUUGUGAGUGUCAACAAUGAAGUUGUGGGUAUAAUCACACGCAAGGACUUCCUGAAGUAUCACAACCACUAAAUCCAGUGAGUCCCUCCAUCACCCACAUUUAAAAGAAUAAUAUUUUUUUGUAUUAUCGUGCGUAAAUUAAAAGUCAAUCAUAACGCA
Lutzomyia longipalpis is the source of this 2536-nucleotide messenger RNA. RefSeq names its product H(+)/Cl(-) exchange transporter 7 (gene ClC-b). The transcript has 6 exons. Bases 233 to 2449 code for a protein of 738 amino acids. Gene Ontology annotation, cellular component: intracellular membrane-bounded organelle; lysosomal membrane. Lineage: Eukaryota; Metazoa; Arthropoda; Insecta; Diptera; Psychodidae. Gene Ontology annotation, molecular function: voltage-gated chloride channel activity. The record is from RefSeq and is a predicted model, not a curated record. Gene Ontology annotation, biological process: transmembrane transport; chloride transport.